UAUGUUUUGUAUCUUUCCCGCUCAAAAUUGUCAAGAUUGCGAGCGUUCAUCAAUGUGAUUCCUUUUUCCACAAUGUGACUCCUUCCGCGAAUAUUCACCCUUUCGUAGCUCUCACUCUGAGAAAAACUUUUCUUCUGUAUAAUCUAGCGACGAAACAAAAAUAGUCUCGCACGCGAUCCCUUAGAAAGUUUCCGCGUGUACGAUGUUGACUCUUUCUUCGACGUGGCUUUACAAUUUUCUGUUUUCUGUACGCAAGCGCAUACGAAUCACGAACUCUCUGCAAUCGAACAUGGAACCAACUACAGUAGAGGACAAACACGCGUCGGCUCACCAUCGGCUGCUGCAGAAAGAGCAUUGAAUUUUACAACGUUAUACAAUUUUAUAAGACAAACUCGAGACACGUAGCAACGACAAAGCUAGAUAGAUUGAUUCACCAGGUCGCGAGAUGUUUGUCAAUGAAAAUCACGAACAAGACAUAAACUAUACUUUCGAGCUGAGUCGCAUCGUCUUUCGCCUGCUGGGUGUCUGGCCGUUCGAACGUGUGAAGUCCUGGUUUCCUGAGACACUCGAGACAGCCUCCGUGGUCUUCAUUUCCUAUAUCCUCCUCACCUGCGAAUUGGUACCGGCGAUUCUCUACAUGGUCUUAGUGCAAAAAGAAAGUCGCGCGAGGCUCAAAGUCAUGGGCACUGUAAUAUUCACGGUAUUGGCUAUGGCCAAAUAUGUUCAGUUGCUGUCCCGCAAGAGUCAAGUGAAGAACUGUCUGUUGCAUGUGAGGGAAGACUGGCAGAACGUCGUCAGCACCGACAAACGUAGUGUGAUGAUGGAGAAAGCCAGAACUGGAAGACGUUUGCUGAUAUUAUGCGGCAUAUUCAUGUACUCGACAGGGGUGUCCUUUCGCACGAUUAUACCGUUGUCCAAAGGGAAGAUAGUUACCGCUGAGAACAUCACGAUCAGGCACCUGCCGUGUCCGACUCAUUUCGUUCUGUUCGACGUGCAGUUCAGCCCGGCCUACGAAAUAGUGUUCCUUUUGCAGUUCUUUUCGGGUUUUGUCAAGUGCACGAUCACCACGGCGGUGUGCGGCCUUGCGGGCCUCUGUGUGAUGCAUAUCUGCGCCCAGCUGGACAUACUAAUAACGCUGAUGAACGACUUGGUAAAGGAACGCGAACUUAAGAACGUGAACGACAAAUUGGCCGUUAUAGUAAAGCAUCAGAUUAAAACGCGAAAUUUUUUACAAUUGGUACAGAACACGCUGCAAUAUUCAAGUCUGAUGGAAAUUACGGGAUGCACUAUAAUCGUGUGCCUCAUAGGAUAUUAUGUUAUCAUGGAAUGGGAGGACAACAAUGCCGCAGCUUUAUGCUCGUAUAUCAUUGGGCUCAUAUCCAUUGGUUUCAAUAUAUUCAUCUUUUGCUUUAUUGGGGAGCAACUUUCGACAAAGGGAGAGAAAGUGGCGUUAACAGCAUGUACGUUGGAAUGGUACCGUCUUCCCGAUGCACAAGCGCGAUCGCUGAUUCUGGUCAUUGCCAUGUCGAAUAUUCCGAUGAAGUUCAGAGGUGGAAAGUUCAUCGAUUUAUCUUUUCGAACAUUCGGCAACGUCGUUAAGACAGCUGUGACGUAUUUAAAUCUUCUUCGGUCUAUUAUUGGCUGAAUUCAAAUACUCAGCAGAUACUAGCAUACUAGCAGAUGUAUAGUCUUCGUAGAAAUGUCCAAUAUUAAAAUAAAAAUAGUAAGUUAUCAAGGUAUAGAAACUGCGAAACACAUUAUUCUAGCAUGAUAGCAAGGAUGACGAGAAAUGCUCUAUAAAAAUAAAUAUUA
Molecule: messenger RNA, 1812 nt
Organism: Harpegnathos saltator (Jerdon's jumping ant)
Lineage: Eukaryota; Metazoa; Arthropoda; Insecta; Hymenoptera; Formicidae
Exons: 5
Coding region: 446-1645 (399 amino acids)
Biological process (GO): sensory perception of smell; detection of chemical stimulus involved in sensory perception of smell
Cellular component (GO): plasma membrane
Molecular function (GO): olfactory receptor activity; odorant binding
Source: RefSeq, a predicted model, not a curated record